AUGGAUACUGAAGUUUCUAACUGUUGGUGUAAAUUUUACGACAAUAAAUUAAAAGAUUCGUAUAAAAAUGAAAGGAAAGAAUUGCAGAGAGUUGUUUCGUUGUUCAAAGCGUUUCAAAUGGAAGUGAAAAAUGUGGAGCAAAUACUAUUAAAUGAUAUAUCGAGAUUAAAGGAACAACUGACAGAAAAAGAUGAGCUGGAAGUUAGUGUAAAAGCAAUAAAGGCUAAUACCACGGAUAGUUCAUUUGAAUUUAGUAACAUUGUUACCCAUAAGCAAGAAAAUAACGAUGAUAUAGAGCACAGUGACUUGGAAAGUCCAGAUAUUUUUAUGAAUUCUUUCUCCUCGAAAAGUUCAGUUUCUGACGAAAAAAAGAAUUUACAAAUGAGCCCUUCAUUGUCUUCGAAGAAGAAAUUCAAAUUAAAGACAUUAAGGCGAAGAAACAUUUUCGAGGAUAGGGCAUUUCUAAAUAAGGAAAAUUCUGUUAUUGCAUGUACUCCAGAAGUACAAAAGCCAACAAAAGCACCGAAAUCCAAAAAAACUAAAAAACAAAAACCCAAUCUAGUAUCCGAUAAAGUCCAACAACAUGAUGAUACAACUCUAAAUCAAGCUUUUUGUGAUACUACAUAUAUCAACGAAGAAGUCGUAGAUACAUCACAAUCGCAAUUGGGCAUCACUAGACUUUUGAGCUACAUGAACAAAAGUGACUCUAAAAAAUCAAAUAACAAUACUCAUAAUAACGAUUCAAGCACUUUUAUGGAAUGUGAAGAGCACCAUCAAGAGAAUGCACCAACGAAAAAGAAAUUGAAACAGCAGACUUUACGGUUUGAGCCGAUUGUGAAAGACAAAGCCAAGAAAAAAUUGAUGGGAUUUUCUUGUGUUGAUUGCGAAAAUCUUUAUGGUGACCUCGACUUACCUGAACACAAGUUGCAAGAAUUGAUGAUCCAAUGUUCCAAACAUAAAUACGUUCCUCCUGAAGAGACUUAUCUUUGUUUCCCCCGACCGCUCCGCCUAUGCUUGUUCAUUGAUCCCUCUCGUAUCAACCGCGGAACGUUUGUCCUUUUCGUCCUUAGUCCUUAUCUCCCACAAAAAUGGCGGUCACAACUCCUUGACGUUCGCUACGUCCUUAAACAGUUAAAUAUCGAAACAAUAUUCUCUAAAAAAAUCUCUCAA
Phyllotreta striolata is the source of this 1170-nucleotide messenger RNA. The record is from the annotation of a GenBank genome assembly. NCBI's taxonomy places the organism in Eukaryota, Metazoa, Arthropoda, Insecta, Coleoptera, Chrysomelidae.